GUGUGCGCCGUCUGCCUUGGAAGGAACAAUCACAAUUUCAUCGACUGCUCCACAGAUCGAUUGUGGGACGGUGUGCAACCCACAGUCGCUACCAGAACCAACAAACAGCUCUUACUGCGCGCCUCCAACAAACCUCUCUGCAUCGACUGGCAACGGUCCAGAUGCACCAGUCAAUCACACGAUGAUCGCCACAUUUGCUCGGGUUGCCUCGCAACCACCCAUGGAGCUCAAAGCUGUCCUCGAGUACAGAAA
Suillus discolor is the source of this 252-nucleotide messenger RNA. RefSeq lists its product as uncharacterized. The transcript has a single exon. The annotation marks the transcript as partial. Lineage: Eukaryota; Fungi; Basidiomycota; Agaricomycetes; Boletales; Suillaceae. The record is from RefSeq and is a predicted model, not a curated record.